CUUUGAGGUCAAAUGUCACUCUUCACGCGGUCGUCUCGGAUAAUCGUCAGUGCAGUUCGCAAUGCAUCGAACGCGGCACGAAGCAAAGUGUUCCUCGAUGUCAAUAUUGGUGACAAACCAGCUGGAAAGAUUACAAUAGAGCUGUUCAAUGAUGUCGUACCAAAAACCGCAGAGAAUUUCCGAGCGCUUUGCACUGGAGAGAAAGGCAAGGGAAAAAGUGGCAAGCCUUUGCAUUAUAAGGGCUCCACUUUCCAUCGCGUUAUACCGCAAUUUAUGAUUCAGGGUGGCGAUUUCACCCUUGGUGAUGGUCGAGGUGGCGAGUCCAUUUAUGGCCACAAGUUUGAGGAUGAGAACUUCAAAUUGCACCACAACGGUCUUGGAUGCCUAUCUAUGGCUAAUGCGGGCCCUAAUACCAAUGGAAGCCAAUUCUUCAUCUGCACUGCGGAAACACCUUGGCUGGAUGGCAAACAUGUAGUGUUUGGCCAAGUUACUGAUGGUAUAAGUGUUGUGAAGAAGAUUGAAUCUAUGGGCUCGCAGUCAGGAAAACCCAAAGAAAAGAUCACCAUCGUUGAGUGUGGCGAACUGAAGAAGGAGGGCUAGGUUCGAGGAUACUCAUUAACGUAGGUACUAGCUGUUUGUUGACAAUGUUUUCACGUUGUUACUGCCAUUGUUAGGAUAGUUUGAUCACGGAUUUGUUAUAUCUGCUUUUUAAACAUAAACUGAUGCUCAAAAUUGUUAUUUCUGACUACUGAC
Messenger RNA from Cylicocyclus nassatus, 753 nucleotides. Lineage: Eukaryota; Metazoa; Nematoda; Chromadorea; Rhabditida; Strongylidae. The record is from the annotation of a GenBank genome assembly.